This is a messenger RNA of Tripterygium wilfordii, 826 nucleotides long. Its product is annotated as transcription initiation factor TFIID subunit 13. The transcript is spliced from 6 exons. NCBI's taxonomy places the organism in Eukaryota, Viridiplantae, Streptophyta, Magnoliopsida, Celastrales, Celastraceae. Gene Ontology annotation, biological process: transcription by RNA polymerase II. Gene Ontology annotation, molecular function: protein heterodimerization activity. The record is from RefSeq and is a predicted model, not a curated record. The coding region runs from base 160 to 546 and encodes 128 amino acids.
UAAGAGUCAAUUAAUUCUCCGAUUGCUUUCAUUACGAAACCCUUCUCUUGCCGUCACUCUCGCGCAGAUCAAUCUCCCUUUGUGUCCCCGGAGCUACCUUGUUAUCUUGCCGGAAGCUCCCGCAGCUGAUAUUGAAGAAACUGCUAUUGUGCAUAAAAGAUGAGUAACUCUUCUGCUGGACCUCCUUCUAAAUCUAAAGCGGGACCUUCACAGUCAUCAGAAACUUCAUUCAAGCGCAAGCGAGGAGUCUUUCAGAAAGAUCUGCAGCAUAUGAUGUACGGUUUUGGAGAUGAUCCAAAUCCGCUUCCAGAAACUGUGGCACUGGUAGAGGAUAUUGUUGUAGAGUACGUCACUGAUUUGGCACAUAAAGCCCAAGAUACUGGAUCAAAGAGAGGGAAGCUAUCAGUUGAGGAUUUCCUCUAUCAGAUUCGCAAGGACAUGCCAAAACUCAACCGGUGUACUGAAUUGUUGAAUAUGCAAGAAGAGCUAAAACAAGCUCGAAAGGCAUUUGAGGUAGAUGAAGAGAAGCUGGCAUCAUUAGAAUGAUAUGGGAGGAAUGGUCAGUUGCCUUCACAACACUUCGAUGAAUGUAUGUUGAGGAAUAAAUAAUCUUAUAGACAGGUUCAGCAGAUGAUGAACUGAAGACACUUGCGUGAACAAUAUUUGGUGUUUUGACACUCACUAUCAACCCUCAGGGAGCAGCAAUUUGCCAGAAUGUCUGUGAUGAACAAAUAAUGAAAUGAUUGAAUGAUGCUUUUUUUAUGCUAUGUUUUAACCACCCAUAUGAAAAUAUUACUCCAUUUUGGGCGAGUUUGUUCGUCCCAGA